CAAGAAUCCGAAGUCUAUUUCAAGAAGCACAGCCUUUCCUUUUUUCUCUCCCAAAACUAAAGUUGCGUAUUUUUUUUUUAAUCCCCUCUUCUUUUGAUUCCCCUUUGUUAGAGCUUUUCCUCUUUUGGUGACUCGAACCAACGACCCUAAGAUUGUAAGUGGGAAGUGCUGACCAUCUAAGCAAUCUCCUCUUGUCAAAAAGUUGCAUAGUUGAAGUUAACUUUUCCCUCUUUCACACCUCUACGCCUUAACUUUUCCUCAUUUGCAGAAGCCUUAGCAAGAGAACCUCACGGAUUGAAUGUUUGAUACCAUCAAAAUUUUGAUGCCCUCUGUUCUUUACUUCUCGUUUUUCCUCUCCUUUGGCUCUGUUAAAGAAGCCUGGUACUAUCACUGCAUUGGCCUUGACCCUUGAGAUUUUAAUAUAAAUUUGUCCCAUCUUUUUUCCUUAUUCCAAUUACUGCAUCAGCUAGCUGUUUCUUGAUAAUAUAAAAAUAAAAACGAAAGGAUAUAUAGAUGGAGGUAAAGUUGACGAAAUCAUUUUCUGAGAAGAUAUCCAUGCAAAAACCAAUAAAGAAGGUGAAAGUUACUAGGUUCUUGAUCACAGUCAAUGUCUUGGGAAGUGCUGGACCGCUAAGGUUUGUUGUGAGUGAGAAUGAUAAGGUUGCUAGUGUCGUUGACACUGCUUUGAAACAAUAUGCUCGCGAGGGCCGACUUCCAAUUCUGAGUUCUAAUAUCAAUGAUUUCUUUCUUUACUCAGCUACUGAUGGAAUUGAUGCUCUGGGACCAUUGGACUCAAUAGGAUCGCUAAGAGUGAGAAAUUUCAUCCUAUGCAAGAGGCAAAAACAUGUAAUGACAAAAGAAAGGGCACAUGGCAUUGCUCAGAAUGGAAAAGGAGGUUGGAUAGCUUGGCUCAUUAAGUCCUUUAACUUCAGGAUUCAUUCUCAUUGAAGUACUUUAUUCUGUUGUUUUCAAUUGUGUGUUCGUCAAGACUAAAAUAAGCUGAUUCUGUGCUCUCAAGCAAUUGCCUUUGUGAUGAAUAUAUGAUUAUUAUUUUAAUAAUUAA
This is a messenger RNA of Nicotiana tabacum (common tobacco), 1063 nucleotides long. RefSeq lists its product as uncharacterized. The record is from RefSeq and is a predicted model, not a curated record. Lineage: Eukaryota; Viridiplantae; Streptophyta; Magnoliopsida; Solanales; Solanaceae.